Bicyclus anynana (squinting bush brown) is the source of this 551-nucleotide messenger RNA. Its product is annotated as ARL14 effector protein. The transcript has 4 exons. The record is from RefSeq and is a predicted model, not a curated record. NCBI's taxonomy places the organism in Eukaryota, Metazoa, Arthropoda, Insecta, Lepidoptera, Nymphalidae. Bases 148 to 468 code for a protein of 106 amino acids. Gene Ontology annotation, cellular component: intracellular membrane-bounded organelle.
AACGAACAACAAUAUUAUUUAAUUCUCAUUUUUGUGUGAAGUAUUUUAUUGCACUUAUUUGAUUAAAUUUCUUUGUGUUUGCUGCUGAUCCCCUGCAAUAAGAUACUUAAGAUAACAUAAAUUUUAUCCUAAGUUAUCCAACAAAUCAUGCCCGUAUGGAAUGACAACUUUGAUCCCGAGACCUCGGUUCGAGAACGUCGGAAGCUGAAUCGUAAAAGUUAUUACAUGAGUCGCAAUUCAAAAAAAGUUUACAAUGAAAGAGGUCUAUUAGUUGCAUCAGGAAAAGACAUAUGUGACUGCUUAGAUGAGGCAUGCCCUGGUUGCCACUACCCAUGUGUUCGGUGUGGUUCAAAUAAAUGUGGACCUGAUUGCAGAGUUAAUAGAAAAUGGAUGUAUGAAAAAAUUGAAAUAGAAGGAAAUGAUUUUGUCAUCAAGAAUAAUAUGAUAACGUCACACAAAAAAAAAUAAUUGCAAGAUGUUCACUUAUGAGCAGUUAACAGUGUACAUAUAUAGAUCUCUUCAAUGUAAAUUAAACAUUAAUUAUUAAGGAA